AUGAAUGAUACUAGUAGUACUAAUAUGGCUAUUGAUGAAGAGCUGUAUCCAGCUCUGAUUCAAUGCUUUUUCAUAAUUGCUGUUGGUUAUAUCGCUGGAGGAAUGAAUUUAUUAACAAAUACUCAAUCAAUUGGUCUUUCACGUUAUAUAAGUAAUUUCGCUCUACCAGCUGUAAUAUUUAAAAAUCUCGUUAAUGUGCAAUUUCAAAGUCUAUCAUGGGCAUUUCUUGCAUCUGUAUUUAUUGCUAAAACAAUUGUUUUUAUAUGUACAGCAAUUUUAACUUGUAUAGCUGAACGUCCAAGAAAUUUUGCAAGUAUAGGUUUAUAUGCAAUAAUGACAUCACAAAGUAAUGAUUUUGCAUUAAUUUUACCAAUUAUUAAUGCUGUUUAUAAACAAUCCCAUCCAGAUUAUGAACGAUAUAUUUAUUUAAUAGCACCUAUAUCAUUAGUUAUACUUAAUCCAAUUGGUAUUAUUUUAAUUGAAAUACAAAAACGUUUUGAACAACGAGAUAAACACCGUGGAAAACAUCCUUAUCAAUUGAUUAAAGUCAUAUUUUAUAAUAUAAGUCGUAAUCCAAUUGUUAUAUGUACAUUACUUGGUGUUAUAUUUAAUCGUAUAUUCAAUGAAAAACUACCAAAUACACUCGAUUUUAUAUUAACACCAGUAGCACAAUCAUUUAGUGCAACAGCAUUAUUUUAUCUUGGUUUAACUAUGGUUGGAAAAUUAUCUCGUCUUCAUUCACAUCUUGUUAUAACUGUAGUUAUACUUAGUAUGGUUAAAUUAAUUUUAUUUCCAUUAAUAUUACGUCAAGCAAUUUUUUUUCUUUUAAAACCAAUUAAUGGAAGUUUAAAUAAUACAAUUGAUUAUUCAAAUUUUGGUUUUCUAUAUGGAACAGCACCAACAGCACCAUCAGUUCUAUUUUAUGUACCAGAAUCAAAUUUAGCUUUACAAGCUAUUGCUUCAACUGCUCUUGUUGUUUCAACUUUACUUGCAGGACCCAUAAUGCUUGUUUCAGCUAAAAUGAUUAAUUUAAAAACAUUAGAUUUGAUAAAAGCACAAUCCUAUGACGCAUUUUUAGUUAAAACAUCAUAUGAUGUUAGUGUUAUGUCAUUACUUUGUACGAUUAUUGUUCUUAUUGGAUUUUGUUUACGACGUCGUUUAUUAAAAAUAUCAUUUGUUCAUAAAUAUACAUUUAUUUUUGUUGGCGUUCAAAUGAUACAAGCAAUAUGGACAAUAGGGACUCAAUAUAUAGAAUUACCAAUAUCAACAACAGCUGCAACGAUAGUUGAAUUAGGUAAUAUUCUAACAGCUUUUCUUACACGUGCAUGGGCAACAAGUAUUUCAAUUGCAUUAAUGAUAUCAAUUUGUUAUUCAAAAGAACGUGCUCGUCAAUAUUCGUGGUUAUAUCAUUUAUAUGGUUGGCUUCUACCAAUAUUUACAGUUGGUGUAAUCUAUAUAGAAUCAACAAUUAUGACUAAAAAUGAAGAUUCAAAAUCAAGACUUAAAAAAAUUGACACAGUCCAAUACAGUGCUGCUAUUGUUUUACUUGCUAUAUGUAUUAUAACUAUUUCAACAAAUCUUCUUCGUAUUGCACGUCGGACAUAUCAAUUAAAACAUGAUGCAAAUGAAAGUGAUAGUGGAAAUUUAAAUUCAAAUGAAAUUCGACCAUUAAUUGAUGAAGAAAGUGAAGAUGUUCAAAGACAAUUAUCAAUAAAUUCAACAUCAUCAAAUAUAACACCACUUGAAGCAGAUACACAAUUAUUUCGUCAUGCAGUACUUGUUGGCCUGUUGUGUACCAAUGCUUUUAUUUGUGUAUCAGUUUUAUUAUGGUCAAUAGUAGUCACAGAUCGUGAUGGUAUUUAUUAUGAAUUACAAUUUCUUGAUACGACUUUAUUACACGGUCAAGGUAUUAUAACAUUUCUUGUGUUUGCACUUGAUGCUGAAUUAUUAAUACCUAUACGUCGAAAAAUUAUUAAAUUCUUACGUUAUAUUGGUAUAAAUAUCAAAUGUUAUCCAGAUAAUCACAAAACAGUUCAAAUUUGUAAACAUCUUGAUUUUGAACAUAAAAUUCGACCAGAUUUUAUUCGACAUUCAGUAACAACACAAAGUAUGAGCAAUUCUUUGGAUACUAUCGGAACAAUAUUCAAUGGAAAUGAUUUUUGUCAAUGGCUUGUAUCAAAUAAUUAUAUAGAAAAUGAGUCAAAGGCUCAUGAUUAUUGUCAAGAAUUAAUGACUAAUAAACGUAUUGUGUGUAUUAAUCGCAUACGGAAUGAAGAAAUUUCAGAUUCGACAAAUAAUUGGUAUGCAUUUUCCAAAUAA
Messenger RNA from Adineta steineri, 2319 nucleotides. Lineage: Eukaryota; Metazoa; Rotifera; Eurotatoria; Adinetida; Adinetidae. The record is from the annotation of a GenBank genome assembly.